AUGGCCGACUCCAAUCCCUACCAGCUCCCGCCUUCCCUCGAUCUACCGACGCACCUCUCCGCUCAGAAGUACUUCUUCGUCUGUACUCUCACAGUCGCGGCCUGGGACACACUCGUUCUUACCCCACGAACAUGGCGGCUCUUAAGGACUCGCGAAUGGCCUUUGCUCAAGAUCUUCUAUCACGUCAUGCGUGUAUACAUGCCGAUUGAAUUUACUGCUGUCGGUGUCGCGUUCUUCGACACUUCGUUCUCGUUGGCGCGCUGCCAAAGUUUCUACCUCGUCGAGCCCAUUCUCACAGCGGUCCUACUCGCUGUAUGCUCGCUCGUGCAUGUAAUUCGUAUUCACGCCAUCUACGAGAAAAAUCGGGCAGUGCUCGGUGGCAUGAGUACACUUCUUCUCUUGCAAGUCGUAGUCACCGCUGUUUGCUGUGGAUUCUACCAAGUCACUCCGCUGCAGGUGGGGCAGGGCUGCAUCGCUGAGCCGAAGCACAAGUGGGUGGGCGUGUACUGGCUCUCCGCCACCUUACUCUACACUGCCUCGUUUGCUCUUGCGUUGAACCGGUCGUUCCAGUCGUUGAACAUUAAGCCAAUUUCGUACUGGAAACUAAUGCUCCGCGAUGGCCUCAACCUGUAUGGAGCCAUCUGGCUGGUCAACAUGGUUAAUAUGCCCUUCUGGUUCAUCAUCACCCCCACCGGUCCAGAAGAUCCCAUUCGCACCAUCGUGACGAGCAUGACUGCAGUCCUCACCACCACGAUGACCCUCCGCAUCAUCCUCUCUGUGCGCGGCUCUCUAGCGUCCGGUGGCACCUUCGCCGUCAGCUCCUCGUCGCGCCCGACACGCUCCGGCGGCACGACUCACGUCAUCUCCACGAAUCGCAACGUCGCCGGCGUCACCUCGAACCCCGUGCUCACGAUACACCAGGUGCCCGCGACGUACACUGUGCCGCUCGCCGAGGGCAAGGAGCAAGACUGGGUUGGCGACACGGACGGCCACAGCAGCCUCGUCGAGGGCAAGGAGGGCAUCUUCUCCUCGCCCACUGCUCCCAUCGACAAGGCGGACAUAGGCGUCACGAUCACUGUCGAUACGGAGACCGACUUUACCCGUCAAUAUCGGCAGUGA
Molecule: messenger RNA, 1119 nt
Organism: Sparassis crispa
Lineage: Eukaryota; Fungi; Basidiomycota; Agaricomycetes; Polyporales; Sparassidaceae
Exons: 7
Coding region: 1-1119 (372 amino acids)
Source: RefSeq, a predicted model, not a curated record